Messenger RNA from Mercenaria mercenaria, 2390 nucleotides. RefSeq lists its product as uncharacterized. Gene Ontology annotation, biological process: transmembrane transport. Bases 246 to 2192 code for a protein of 648 amino acids. Gene Ontology annotation, molecular function: transmembrane transporter activity. The transcript has 14 exons. The record is from RefSeq and is a predicted model, not a curated record. NCBI's taxonomy places the organism in Eukaryota, Metazoa, Mollusca, Bivalvia, Venerida, Veneridae.
UCAGUGAAGAUAAGAGUUCCCCUCUCUUCACAAUGUGUAAGAAAAAUAUGAGAUAUAUAGGCUUACCAAUAGACAGAUGUCAAUUCUCGUAUACCUUUCAAACUUUUGGAAUUACGAUAAGUUCAAUACAUAAAAAUACAUAAAGUUAGAAAGGAUCGUGUUCAAUCAGUUUUUUUUAACAUCUUUACAAACUGAAGUUGUUUUUUUUUUUUUGAUGCAACCGGUGAAUUGCAGUUGAUAGACAAAUGGACGUGGACGAUUCUAGAAACUCUUUAACAAACAGAGUAACCGGUGAAACCUAUUUACAGGUACCAGCAAGGGAGGCAACUGUUUUACCAAGGAGGACAGAAACUAUACGUACAGCUUUGAACAAAGUAAAGACAAAACUGAGUUUGACAGAUGAGGGAGCCACACCUGUAAACUGGAAAUGCAUGUUUCUCGUGUUCAUUUCUCUGUUUUCCAGUUCACUGAAUAUAACAUUCAUAUUCUCAUUUCUACCGGAAAUGAUCCUGACAUUUGGAUAUAAAGAGGCUGAUAAAGGAUAUUAUGCUGGUCUAAUUGCUUCUGCUAUGUUUGUUGGUCGAGUAUUCGGAAGUUACUUUUGGGGUUGGAUGGGAGACAGGAACGGCAGAAGACCAAUCAUUCUCGUUACUGUUUCUCUUGUUGGUUUGUGUUCUUUGAUGUUUGGUUUUACCACGAAUAUAUACUUCGCCAUCACUGUCAGAUUGCUUUCUGGACUUGUCAAUGGUACUCCUGGGUUAGCAAAGACAAUGCUGUAUGAACUGACCGACAACACUAACCAAGCUGUCGGUGUAUCUGUAGCUGGUAUAGCCUGGGGAACCGGUAUUAUUGUUGGUCCGGCUGUAGGGGGUUUUCUAGCAGAUCCAUCCAAGCGUUUUCCAGGUUCAUUUACUAACAUAGGACUCUUCGAAAGAUUUCCAUAUAUCCUUCCAUCUUUUUUUGCAUUUAUAACAUGUCUUAUCACCGCCAUAGUGGAUUUUAUAUGGCUUCCAGAAACGCUCAGUAUGAGAAAAACAGAGGAGGUGAUUGUUGAAGAUAAUGGGAGUGCUGACAUGGAUACAAAACGUAUAGAACCUUGCCAGUUAAAUCAUACCAUUAAUUCAACCGGUUCGAGAGAGACUCUCGCAAGACGGGCUGUAUCUUUAGAACACCUUAAUUUUAUAUCCGAGUAUUCAUUUCUUAUAAAUGAAAGUGAUUUAUUUCACAGGAAAGGGAAAUCAUUGACAGACCUUCGAGAUCGCAGUGGUAGAUUCAAGCAGAAGUAUGGUUACAAAGAAUGUAGUGAUUCAGAAAAGAGAAAUAUAUUCCAUACAAGUCUGUUUGACGGUGUACCUGAUAAGACAGAAGCUGAAGACUCGGCUAGCCAAGACAUAGAUGACUGUUUGAAAGAAAAGCUUCUGUCCACGCAAGUUAACUCGGAAAUGGAAAGAGUUGCCAUAAGUAAUGAUUCAAACACAGAGGAUAUUAUCACAACAAAAUGCUUCGCAUGUUUCUCAGUUUUAAGAAAUUGGUCGGUCAUAAGAUUAAUGAGUCAGUUUGACAUUUUCCUAGCCAUAACGUUAUAUUCCGUGUUUUCCUUUGGUAUUAUCGGCGUGGAAGAAAUAUUUACAGUUUGGACCUCCACAGAUAUAAUGUUAGAUGGCCUAGGCUUUGCGCCAAAUGAAAUUGGGAUUGUGUUAGCCGCUACAGCGUUCCCACUGUUAUUUAUACAGUUGUUCCUUUUCCCAAACCUGGUCAGACGUUUUGGUAUCAAAAAGACAAUGUUGAUAUGUACUAUUUUGUUGAUGGUGUUUACAGAAUGCAUGCCGUGUCUUCACCUGUUAAUAAAUCAACCGGUAACGCUGUGGGUGUUGCUAAUGACAAACAAUGUUUUGAUGACGUUGAUGAUGUAUUGUGUUUUCUCUUGUACAAGUCUUCUCGUUAACAACUCAGUGAAGCCGGAAUUAGCCGGACAGGUGAACGGGUUAGCAAUGACGCUUGUAGCUAUAACUAGGUCAAUCUCUCCUAUUGUUGGCGGUACUAUAUAUUCCUGGAACGUUGGGUAUACAUCUGAUGCUAUAGGACCUCCGUUAGACGUCAGCUUUGUAUUCUUUGCUUUCGGACUGGUGUUCUGGUUGGUGGCUGCAGUGUGUGUUACAAUACCAGAGAGCCUCAAUAACCAGAAGAAAUAAAGCUGUACAUACACCUAAUAACACAUUUUGUUGGCCUGCCUCUGGCACCGUCUCCAGUACACGUCAUUUACAAGCGUAGCAGUUGCGACUUUGAUAUAAAUAUGUUCAUUAUUUAUCUCAAAGUAUCAUAUCAUAUUAUAUGUUUAUUUCCCAAUGUGCAUAUAAAGCAAAACAUUGAAGCUUUACAUGUUGUUGUUU